Durusdinium trenchii is the source of this 1593-nucleotide messenger RNA. The record is from the annotation of a GenBank genome assembly. NCBI's taxonomy places the organism in Eukaryota, Dinophyceae, Suessiales, Symbiodiniaceae.
AUGGAAUGGGCAAAGAGCUUUCUCCUUCUGCAAUCCUUGAGUUGCUUGCAGUUGCAGGCGGAUGAGGUGACGCAAAACACUGCUCUUUGUGCUUAUCACGAGUGGCACAUGGCUCUGGCUGCUUGGCAGGCAGCAGACCGCAACCCAACAAGCCAGAAUAUCAUUUUGGCUUCAUGUGGACGUGCCGGAAUGUGGGAGGUUGCCCAAACACUCUUUACAGCGACUAAGCAUCCGGAUGAGGUGACCUUUACCACAGCGACCAAUGCCUUCGACCUAUCCAGGCAAUGGCCAAAAGCGCUUACUGUGAUCGCCAUGCUGCACUGCUUUGGAAUGGAGCCACAUCGUCAGCGACCUGCCUUGAAUGCAGCGGCUGCCGCCUGUGCAAGACUCCAGCAGUGGGGCCGUGUUUUGCACCAGCUUCAUCAAAUGGUUCUGACAGAAAGUGACUCCACUGGCAUAGCUCCUGAUGUGGUGACUUUUGGAGCAGCCCUCAAUGCCUGCCGUGGAGCACAGCAGCUGGAGCUUGCUGAGAACUUGCUCAAGGUAAUGCGACAGCGUCAAAUGCGUCCCGGAUUAGAAGCAAUGGAUGCAGUGCUGGGUGCUUGUGAGAGGGGGCACAAGUGGGAGCGAGCAUUCGACAUUCUCAGAGGACUUCGUGAGGACGGUUCAGAUGCAGAUUUACCGCUGUUGAGCUCUGCCAUGAACGUUUGUGACAACACCAGCUGGGCGAGAGCGCUAAAUCUAUAUAGACAAUUGUGGCCACUCUCACUCACGCCAGACUUGGCCAUAUUUGGGUCAGCACUCACCGCAUGCAAGGAUGGCCUCUCUUGGACUCCCGCCCUGCAGCUUCUUGUCGAUAUGCGCACUUGUCGCUUCCAUGCUGACGUGGCAGCCGUUAGUUCAGGACUUGCUGCCUGUGCUGGUGCGGGGAGCUGGACAUUUGCCUUGGCCAUGCUUGGAGCAGACGCCAACGCAGUGUGUUUGGAGGCAAUGUUGACUGGCAUGUUUCAGGCUGAAACAGUCAGCUCGGCGCCCACUGUGCUGAAUUGGUUGAGGAACUGCGAGUCCUCACCUCUAAGACAAGGCACCCAUCAGGAGGCAGCAGCUCAUGCGCUGGUAGUGGUGGAACUCUUGGAUGGGCAAGGCCUUCUUGACAACCAGAUCGAGGUUGCAUUUGCCCGGCUUUGGCAACAGCCGGCCCUGGAAUGCCUGUUGAAGUUGCAGCAGGUUGCCCUCAGCGGGAAGGACCAUCAGCUUCAAGAACCCAUUUUGCAGAGGCAAACAAGUCUCGGUCGCCGCUUCCAUUUGUUCGACGCUUCAGAGCAAUGGCAGCCGCAGGCAAGAUGGCUCUCUCGUUUGGCCACACUUUCCAACAUUUUGAACCCGGUGUCCAUGGAGCUUGCUGCGUGGAUAGCUGCAGUUUUGAAUACGAGUGAGGGGGUAUUCGUGCGGAGCCGGAUUGGGUACUAUGGCGAUGGACCUGCAGGAGAAGGACGCUUAAUUCCAGCCUUUGUUGGCCAUGAUCGCGCAGCCCACGCAGAACGCCUUGCCCUUUUACGGCUGUUGAUUGCCGUGGAGGACCACGGAUCUUGA